ACGAGCGCAAACGAGCACAAACGUCAGAUGCCCCACCAAACUACGUUGCCACUGACGAACUGUCAUCCAUACUUACUCAUUGUUAAUUUCACGUAAAUGUAACUAUCUUACAGUCGUGGAGAGUGUUUCGAUGUUUUUGUCGAGAUUUCCGAACAGAAGCGACCAAUUGAUUAAUCAUUGGAUAGACACAAAGUCGCACGAUACCAGCACACUGCAUCGUCGAGAACGUAAAUAGAAAAGUGCGCAGCUGUUCGUUCAAUUAAAUAUUUUGUUUUGUACCAAGAAUACCAGAAUGCCAAUUUUAUACAGCGUGGUAGCUCGUGGUACAAUUAUAUUGGCGAAACAUGCUGCAUGUGUUGGAAACUUUGAGGAAGUCACAGCGAAGAUCUUAGCAAAGAUACCACCAGACAAUGACAAACUUACAUACUCACAAGGGCCUUAUCUUUUUCACUACAUAUGCGAGAAUCGCCUUAUUUAUAUGUGCAUUACCGAUGAUGAUUUUCAAAGAUCUAGAGCAUUCUUGUAUCUCAAUGAAAUCAAGAGAAGAUUUUUGGCCGUAUACGGACUAGGUGCUCAAACUGCCGUAGCUUAUGCCAUGAACACAGAAUUUGGCCGUGUUUUGGCCAAUGAAAUGAAACAUUAUAGUGAAUCAAAAGAUCUUGAUAGAUUGUCCAAAGUUCAUGGCGAAUUAGAUGAGCUUAAAGAUAUUAUGGUAAAAAAUAUUGACAAUAUAGCUAUGCGUGGCGAGCGGUUGGAACUGCUUGUGAAUAAAACGGAAAAUUUGUCUGCCAACGUAUGUAAAACUGUGUUUAUAAUUGAUAUUAUU
Molecule: messenger RNA, 826 nt
Organism: Pogonomyrmex barbatus (red harvester ant)
Lineage: Eukaryota; Metazoa; Arthropoda; Insecta; Hymenoptera; Formicidae
Gene: Vamp7
Product: vesicle-associated membrane protein 7
Biological process (GO): exocytosis; vesicle fusion
Cellular component (GO): membrane; SNARE complex
Molecular function (GO): SNARE binding; SNAP receptor activity
Source: RefSeq, a predicted model, not a curated record